AUGAUUUUUGUCUCCACGUCGUAUGAGUCGAAGAUAACUGGCGAUGAGGGCCUGUACGCUGCCAUUGAGGCCGCACGCCUGGCGCGUGCCCUGCGUGGUGCGACAAUACGUCCGCAUGUAAAGGGAAACCAGCCUAUUAACCCAAACAGCAUUGCGCUCGCUAACGCACCAAAGAAACCGAAAUCGCUUUCACUCUGUGAAAACGCGGUGCAGGAGCUACUAGAGGCAAUCAGUGGUGGUGACAAGGCGGUCUCACAACACCUCCAGCAGGUUUCACUGGCUAUCCCUGAUGAAGCAGAGAUGCAGGAGCUGCGUGCGCUUAUGCCCUUCAUCCAUCAUAUCCAACCUCAUCCAGUGAUGAACUUUGAUGACGUUAAGCGGCUCUCGCAGCUGAUGUCACUACAUGGCGCCGACAUCACGUGCCUCAACUUUGGCAACGGCGCUAUUAUGCCAAAUGAGCACGCAGAGUCCUCGCCUGCGACGGUGAUGGCUAAGAUGGAGGAGCUGAAACAACGCUUUCCACUGCCCACGCUAAAACCGAGAAGGUCCAUUGACAGCGCUGACGAAGAGGAGGAGGAGGAGGAGGAGGCUGAUGUUGAUCUUUCCACCAAUGAAGAACUACGACAGUGGUGCCAAGAUCAACAGCUGGAGUACACAAACUACAAGCACGCCAUCCGUCUUCGAGCGGCGUACGAACUGGAUGCCUUUCGCAACAUCUGUGAGAUGCUCAUGCAGGAUAAGAAGGUUCGGGUCUUGUCGCUGGGUCACAAUGGGCUGGGGACGCCUAACGAGGAGGAGCGAGUCUCACUUGUCCCACUGCGUCUUCUGGCGAAGCUUAUUGAUGCCAAUGAGACAAUCAAAGUGCUAGAUCUGAGUAGCAACGAGUUGGGACCACACGGUUUUGGUGUUAUUGGGAAAGCCCUCACAAAAAAUAUCGCCAUUGUCUCACUUGACCUCUCCGACAAUCAACUUGGUAUGCCGGCAUUGGAGGUGGACGAGGAUCCAGAGUACCAGGAGGAGGACCCCGUCUUUGGGGAGACAUACAGUGGACUCGGGGCAAUCAGUGAGGUGCUGAAGAAGAACAAAUUUCUGCGUCACCUGCGCUUGUGCCACAAUCAGAUUCACAGUGGUGGUGAAGGGGAGGAGCCACCCGUGACAGACCCAGCGGAGAUGGAUCCUGAGAACGAUGCCACCACGCCAGACGUGGAUAGCUGGCAGGAUCUCCCGCUUUGGCAGCUCGUUGGUCCGUUGCGAGAGUACCACCGGCUGCGAGCACUUGAACUGAAAGGAAACGCGUUGGGUGCUGAGGGUGCCCGCAUGAUUGCCACCGCGCUUGCUGAAAACCAUUCAGUUGAGGUGCUGGACCUCACGGACAACGGUAUUGGGUUCCGUGGGCUACACUACAUAGCGAAACUUUUACUGUCAUCACCACACAGCGUUUUGCACACGCUCAUCCUACGGCGGAACAAUCUCGCUGGUAAAAAAGGGAGUAAGUCACAGCAGAGAAUGGCACUGGCUGCCAUGGAAGCGAUGAGUGUGGCGUUGAAUGGAAACACAAAAUUACGCCGUUUGUCAGUCGCUGGCAACUACCUUGGACCCGCUUUGUGCAGCGCCAUGUUGUGCACGAUUGGCACGGCUUCGGCAUUGGAAGAGUUAGACAUCGAGAGUAAUGACGCUUGUGGCGAUGCGGCUGCGCUGCAUGAUACGACGGUAAUGCACUUUAUAGCCUUGGCCCUCUACGGAACAGCUCUCAGCGGUCGUCGCCCGUCGUUAGCGGUGUUGCGUCUCAGCGGCAAUAACAUUCAGGCGGCGGGCCUACGUGUGUUGUUCCCACUCCCUGCGACGAUGCCAACCUCCCUUCGUGAGGUGGAUCUCAGCCGCAACAACAUCCGGGACGGUCUUGAGGCUGUUAAUCAUCUUUUGAUUAGCUCUCCGGUGCUGCGGCGGCUUGUUUUGGCGCACAACAGCGUCACAGCAGCUCCCGCCUUAUAUAACGGCAUCGCUACUAACCUAAACCUCAACGAUCUGGAUCUUUCGCACAAUAAGUUGGGCUCGUUGAAGGAGCAAUACUGUAGAGACCCACUGGCGCAGGUAAAAGGAGUGGAGGGUUUGUUGCAAGUGAUUAUCAAUCACCCUUCGCUUGAGCACAUCAAUCUCAGUUACAACGAGUUCGAGGCUAGGCAUGGGCCUUUGCUUGCAGAGCUUUGCAAUGAAAACAGAUCCGACAAUCACCUGCGGCGAAUUGACCUGAGUGGAAACCCAGAAAUUAAUCAGGAAGACAUUGAUCAAAUGGUGCAGGCUCUAGGAACAAACCCCGGUAUUGAAGCCUUCUACAUAUCCUCUCCUUACCCGGCAUUUGUGGAAAAGGUUGCGAUUGUGCGCCCCGUAGGCCAAGACGCUGCGCUGGACCCUAUGGCCCAACGUAACCAACAGCUGUCGCUUUUGAAGCUGUUGCGAGAAACGGUCUACCAGAGCCCCUCUCUGAUUGACAUCAACUGCGACCUGCAGAAGGGCGUCUUGUACGAGGAGGACACUGAGACGGAUGAGGGCGAAGUAAUUGGAGAAAUGCGACGGCGUUUGCUUUUGAAUGCGAUUCUGAUGUCGUCGAAUCAGUAG
Messenger RNA from Trypanosoma rangeli, 2616 nucleotides. RefSeq lists its product as uncharacterized. The transcript has a single exon. The record is from RefSeq and is a predicted model, not a curated record. The coding region runs from base 1 to 2616 and encodes 871 amino acids. Lineage: Eukaryota; Euglenozoa; Kinetoplastea; Trypanosomatida; Trypanosomatidae. Gene Ontology annotation, molecular function: protein binding.